Messenger RNA from Python bivittatus (Burmese python), 1323 nucleotides. It is a transcript of the gene KCNK15, whose product is annotated as potassium two pore domain channel subfamily K member 15. Gene Ontology annotation, biological process: potassium ion transmembrane transport; stabilization of membrane potential. The record is from RefSeq and is a predicted model, not a curated record. NCBI's taxonomy places the organism in Eukaryota, Metazoa, Chordata, Lepidosauria, Squamata, Pythonidae. Gene Ontology annotation, molecular function: potassium ion leak channel activity; outward rectifier potassium channel activity. Gene Ontology annotation, cellular component: plasma membrane.
GCCGCCUGCUCGCCAUGAAGCGGCAGAACCUCCGCACGGUCUCCCUGAUCGUCUGCGUUUUCUCCUAUUUGCUGGUGGGCGCCGCCGUCUUCGAUGCGCUCGAGUCCGAGGCCGAGAUCGGCCACAAGCGCCUCCUGGAGCAGAAGCGCAGCGACCUCCGAAGGAAGUACCGCUUCACGGCCGAAGACUACCGAGAGUUUGAGCGGCUGGUCCUGCGGGCCGAGCCUCAUCGAGCCGGCCGUCAGUGGCGGUUCGCCGGCUCGUUCUACUUUGCCAUCACGGUCAUCACCACCAUCGGUUAUGGGCAUGCAGCUCCUGGAACUGAUGCUGGCAAAGUGUUCUGCAUGUUCUAUGCAAUCCUUGGUAUCCCCCUCACAUUGGUUAUGUUCCAGAGUCUUGGGGAGCGCAUGAACAUUCUUGUUCGGAUGGUGCUAAAGAAAAUAAAGCAGUGCCUGGGUAUGAGGCAGACAACAGUCUCCAUGAAAAAUAUGGUUGUGGUUGGUUUUCUCUCAUGUAUGGGGACAUUAGGUAUUGGGGCAGCUGCCUUUUCCUAUUUUGAAGGCUGGACUUUCUUCCAUGCCUUUUACUACUGCUUCAUAACAUUGACAACCAUUGGAUUUGGAGACUUUGUUGCCCUGCAGAAACAUGAAGCUUUGCAGAAGAAGCCCCCCUAUGUAGCAUUCAGCUUUAUGUACAUCCUAGUGGGCUUGACUGUGAUUGGGGCUUUUCUUAACUUAGUUGUCUUUAGAUUUUUGAUCAUGAACUCAGAAGAUGAGCGUCGGGAUGAAGAAGAGAAGGCAUCUUUAAGAAGAGCCAGAAAUUACAUCAACUUGAAACCCAGGGAAGAUAGCAGGAAUACAAACGAGAUCUUGCUCCCUGUAGAAGAUAGGACCAGUCAGAUGAACCUCAUUCCAUUGAUCCAUGAUGAUGCUGAGCGGCAGAGGGGCAAAUCCUUGGUUUCUACCACGAAAGUCCCUUCCUUUUGUACAUGUCUAUGUUACAGGCCACGGCUGAGCAGAAGCCCAGAUCCUCCCCACCCAGAACCCUUCAACUGUCAUACUAAUCUUGUUUAUUAUAACUCAAUUUCUUACAAAAUCAUGGAAGUCUCGCUGGGUGGUAAGGAUCACACUGGCUUGUCUUCCCCUGGCAGUACUUUGUCAUCUGAUAGUCCCAGUUGCCGAGGGCACUCCAGAGUCCGGAGAAAGUCUAUCUGAAAACAUGCAUGCUCUUUGGAACUUUUUUGUUUUUGUUUUAAUUUUUACUCUGACCUGUGUCCUGCUACUGAACAUGUGUUUUGAUGAUAAAUUGUGAAUUGAAUUGUCA